Messenger RNA from Amblyraja radiata (thorny skate), 1520 nucleotides. RefSeq names its product noelin-2. Lineage: Eukaryota; Metazoa; Chordata; Chondrichthyes; Rajiformes; Rajidae. Gene Ontology annotation, biological process: signal transduction. The record is from RefSeq and is a predicted model, not a curated record.
UCUCCUUCCUUGCCUUCUGGUCCAGAGAAUGCAUCUGUCCAUCCUCUCCUCUCUGCUGCUCUUGGUCGCUGCAAUCCCUUGUCAGACUCUCUUCCCAAGCCCCGAGGAAGGCUGGGAGAUAUACAGUUCCGCCCAGGAUCCCGAUGGGAAGUGCGUAUGCGCCGUGGUCGCUCAACGGAGCAUGUGUUCACGGGACACCCGCAGCAAGCAACUCCGCCAGCUACUGGAGAAGGUACGGAACAUCUCGCAGUCCAUCGCAGUGUUGGACCUACGAACCCCCACCCGGAUCUCUCAGUACAUGCGGAACACAGAGUCGCUGAUGAAAGUUCUCAACGCCCGCUUAAAAGUCGCGGAGAAGCAGUCGAACCUGAUGAACAAAAACUUCCAGGACCUGAAGGCGAAGAUGAACGAAUUGCUGCCGCUGAUGCCAGUGGUGGAGCAGUACCGGUCCGAUGCACGGCUGAUUCUCCGAUUGAAGGAAGAGGUUCGGAAUCUGUCGGUCGUACUGCUGGGGAUACAGGAGGAGAUGGGCGCCUAUGACUACGAGGAGCUCCUACAGAGGGUCAUGCACCUCGAGCGGAGACUACACGCAUGCAUGCAGAAACUGGGUUGUGGCAAGUUGACCGGAAUCAGUAACCCGUCCACCAUUCGGGCGUCGGGAUCCCGGUUUGGCGCCUGGAUGACCGACUCACUGUCUUCUAGUGCUGAGAAUAAGCUCUGGUACAUGGAUGGUUACCUGAAUGGCCGGACAGUCCGGGAGUUCCGCUCCUUCAACGACUUUGUCAAGGGGCAGAAGUUUGUCAUCUACCGCCUGCCGCACCCGUGGGCGGGCACGGGCCACGUGGUGUACAACGGAUCGCUCUACUACAACAAGUACCAGAGCAACAUCAUCGUCAAGUACAACUUCCGCUCGCGCAGCGUGCUGCUCCAGCGCAGCUUGGACGGGGCAGGCUACAACAACACCUACCCCUACUCCUGGGGCGGCUUCUCCGACAUCGACCUGAUGGUGGACGAGAGCGGCCUGUGGAGUGUGUACACCACCAACCAGAACGCCGGCAACAUCAUCCUCAGCCGGCUGGACCCCCAGACGCUGGAGAUCCUCCAGAGCUGGGACACGGGCUACCCCAAGCGGAGCGCGGGCGAAUCCUUCGUCAUCUGCGGCACUCUCUACAUCACAAACUCACACCUUGCCGGAGCCAAGAUCUACUUUGCGUACUACACCAACACGUCGAGCUACGAGUACACCGACAUACCCUUCCACAACCAGUACUCGCACAUAUCCAUGCUGGACUACAACCCCAGGGACAGGGCGCUCUACACAUGGAAUAAUGGCCAUCAGGUUCUCUACAAUGUCACACUCUUCCAUGUUGUAAAGACAUCAGGUGAAUUAUAAAGUCACUGGACAAUCCCUUUUUACAUUUAAACACAUCAUUAUUUAAUGGACAAAAGACUGUUUGGUGUGAGUGCGCAUGGUUCCUUUGUGUUUCUGAAAAAAUAAAGUUUCACUUUGAAAAGCUCAA